AUGUCGGACCAAGCAGCGUCGCGGUUCACGCCGCAAAACAAGACGACCCAGGAGCGCCUUUCUACCCACACAGUCGGCCUCGUCGCGCUCUCCGACUUUCGCAAGCGCCGCGCUGAGGUCCUCGAGGCGCAGGAGCGCGAGGCGCGCGAUGCCACCGCCACCGGACCCUCGACGCCCGUCGACCGCUCGCAGACGGGCACGCCCGACAACAACAACAACACACCCGGCAGCGGCGCCGCCAGCGACUCGGGUAGUGCUGCUGCUGCGGCAUCAGCUGGCGCGCUUCGACCGCUGAAAAAGGCCAAGAAGAAGCAAAAGCCCGGCAAGAAGCUUCUCUCAUUUGGCGACGACGAUGACGAAGCGACGACGACGGACGGAUCCGAGCGCAGUAAUGGUCUCAACGCGGGCCAAAAUGGAAAUGGAGAGGUCAAGAGCAGCAAGUUCAAGGCCAAUGCGUCAGUCGGGCUGGUGCCAAAGUCAGUCACCAAGUCGGCGCUGCGGAAAGAGGCUGCGGAGCGGGAGGCGCUGCGACGCGAGUUCCUGGCGAUGCAGGAGGCGGUCAAGGCGACUGAAAUUGCGAUUCCAUUCGUCUUUUACGACGGCACCAAUACGCCGGGCGGCAUUGUGCGCAUGAAAAAGGGUGACUUUAUCUGGGUGUUUCUGGACAAGAGCCGCAAGGUCGGCGCGGAGCGGGGCGUGGGCGAGCAGGUCAACGCGACGCGAGCCUGGGCGCGCGUCGGCGUGGACGACUUGAUGAUUGUCCGAGGCACAGUCAUUAUUCCUCAUCAUUAUGACUUUUACUACUUUGUCAUGAACAAGACCAUCGGGCCCGGUGGCAAGCGCCUAUUUGACUACAGCGUCGAGGCGCCGGAAAAGCCGGACGCGGCUUCGGGGUUGCCGGCAGGGGGUCUCAGCACCGCGGCCGACGUCAAGGCGGCCAAGAGCCUGCCGGACAUUUCCUCACUCGAAGGUGCCGACGAAGACCCCCUCGAGACAAAGGUGGUUGAUCGUCGGUGGUACGAGCGCAAUAAGCACAUCUUUCCCGCCAGCACUUGGCAACAGUUUGACCCCGAGAUGGAUUAUGCGAGCCAGAUUCGAAAAGACGGCGGCGGCAACACUUUCUUUUAUUCAAAGUGA
Molecule: messenger RNA, 1137 nt
Organism: Beauveria bassiana ARSEF 2860
Lineage: Eukaryota; Fungi; Ascomycota; Sordariomycetes; Hypocreales; Cordycipitaceae
Product: XAP5 domain-containing protein
Exons: 2
Coding region: 1-1137 (378 amino acids)
Biological process (GO): chromatin organization
Cellular component (GO): nucleus
Source: RefSeq, a predicted model, not a curated record